UUUUUUUUUCUUCUUCUUCUUUGUACUAUACUUUUUUUUUUAUAUUUAUAUUUAAUAAAUCUAUAUUAUAAACAUCAUGUCUGACUGGGAUACCACUACUAUUCUUCGCAAGCGUCCUGAAGACCGUGCUCGUGCUACUCGAAGUCAAAGUGAAUUGAAUGCUGCUAGACGGGCUGGUGCUACUAUUACUACUGAAAAGAAAUCUACUUUAACCAAUUCUAGUCAAGCCAACACUGAUCAUCGUCGUAUUGCAAAGUUAGAUCGUGAAAAUGAGGUAGCACCUCCACCUAAAGUAGAUGUUUCUGUUGGUAAAGCUCUUCAAAAAGGACGUCAAGAUAAGGGUAUGACACAAAAGGAUUUGGCUCAACUUAUCAAUGAAAAACCUCAAGUGGUCAAUGAAUAUGAAUCUGGUAAAGCUAUUCCUAAUCAACAAGUUCUUGGAAAGAUGGAACGUGCUCUUGGUGUCAAACUUCGAGGAAAAAAUAUUGGUGAACCUUUGACUUUUGGCAAGAAAAAGUAAAAAGAUAAAAAAAAGUAAAGGAUGAUUUUGAUAUGUGGUUGAUGUAGAUAUACAAUUUUUUUUUUCUUUUUUUU
Messenger RNA from Halteromyces radiatus, 594 nucleotides. RefSeq names its product multi protein bridging factor 1-domain-containing protein. The transcript is spliced from 5 exons. NCBI's taxonomy places the organism in Eukaryota, Fungi, Mucoromycota, Mucoromycetes, Mucorales, Cunninghamellaceae. Gene Ontology annotation, molecular function: DNA binding. Gene Ontology annotation, cellular component: nucleus. The record is from RefSeq and is a predicted model, not a curated record. Bases 77 to 520 code for a protein of 147 amino acids.